UUGUUUUCUGUUUUCAUUUUCUGUAGGCUGCCAUCCAACUCCUACAGCAGAAAAUCCAAACCAUAAAAGUCCUGCAGAGAUGGGAAAAAUCAUUGUUUAUGAGCAUGCUAACUUCAAGGGUAUGUCCAAAGAAUUCCACACCAACAUUGCCAACCUAAAAGAUGCAGAUUGGAAUGAUUGUAUCUCCUCAGUGAGAGUAAUUGGCCAUCCUUGGGUGGCUUAUCAGCAUGCAGACUACAAAGGACAGUUACUGGUACUGGAGGAGGGCGAUCAUGACUUCGUUGGUAAAAAGAUGAAUGAUAGGAUCAGCUCUCUGCAGGUGAUCACUGAAAAUCUGCACAAUCCCGAGAUCACUCUCUACGAACAUGCUGAUUAUCAAGGGAGGAGCAGAGUAAUAAGAGAAGCAACCAAUCUGUCUAGGGGACAUGACAAUGACACUACAUCUUCACACAAAGUCCAGAGAGGUGCCUGGCUGCUGUGCGAAAACGGUGAUGGAAGUGGAUUUCAGUACAUUGCACGAGAGCAUGAGCACCUUCCAAAUUACAAGGCCAUCAAGUUCAACGACAAGCUUUCCUUCCUGCGUCCCCUGCGCCCUGGCUGUGGCUGUUAGAACGCAGAUCCUGCAGCGCUGAGAAAAGAUGCAGCCCCAGCAAGAAAUUUGAGAACUCGUUCUCUCCCUCUGCUUUUGUCACUUUUCCCCCAGCAUCACAGGACCACUGAAAGUGAGAGCUCUCCUGCCUCUGUCAUUUUCUGUAAUCCAUUUUGUGUUGGUGCCAAUAAAGAAUCUUUUGCAAUCA
Molecule: messenger RNA, 797 nt
Organism: Parus major (Great Tit)
Lineage: Eukaryota; Metazoa; Chordata; Aves; Passeriformes; Paridae
Product: epidermal differentiation-specific protein-like
Exons: 1
Coding region: 80-610 (176 amino acids)
Biological process (GO): lens development in camera-type eye; visual perception
Molecular function (GO): structural constituent of eye lens
Source: RefSeq, a predicted model, not a curated record